Camellia sinensis is the source of this 1239-nucleotide messenger RNA. Lineage: Eukaryota; Viridiplantae; Streptophyta; Magnoliopsida; Ericales; Theaceae. The record is from RefSeq and is a predicted model, not a curated record.
GCAAGAGGAUUUCCACAACUCCAGAGGCUACGAAUACUUGAUUGUGAGAUGAUGGAAGCAAUAGUUGGAAUUGAAGAAGAAAAAGAUGAAGAUGAACUCUCAAGUCCAGUAAUUAAUUUCAGUCAGUUGGAAUAUUUGCAUCUCGAGAAUCUACCCAAGCUCAUAAGCUUCUACCCCAAAGUGGAGAAGAUGUCAACAUCUGAAGGAAAUUCUUCUACCCAGGCACAAUUUUUGUUUAAUGAAAAGGUUGCUUUCCCCGUCCUGGAGAAUUUGGUAAUUAGGAAAUUGCCUAACAUAAUAGAGAUAUGGGAGAAGCGAUUACUCAUAGCCUCAGAAAACGAAUCAAAGUCCUGCCGACUGAAAGGUUUGGAGGUUUCUAAUUGUGAGAAAUUGGUUCAUGUGGUUCGGCUCAAUAUGCUCCCACGUCUGCAAAAUUUGAAAAGAUUCAUGGUAGACAAUUGUCGAAAGAUGGAAGCAAUAGUCACGGUGAAAGAAAAAGAAACAGGAACCACCAGUAAUGAUAUCAUCGUGUUCUCUCAAUUAACAAUUCUUAAUCUUUCCAAGUUGGUGAGCCUUAAAAGUUUCUACCACUGGCCUACAAGAUUUGAAGCACAACCCUUGUUCAACCACCAGGUUGCUUUCCCCGUCUUGGAGAAUUUGGUAAUUAGGAAAUUGCCUAACAUAAUAGAGAUAUGGGAGAAGCGAUUACUCAAAGGCUCAGGAAACGAAUCAAAGUCCUGUCGACUGAAAGAUUUGGAGGUUUCUAAUUGUGAGAAAUUGGUUCAUGUGGUUCGGUUCAAUAUGCUCCCACGACUGCAAAAUCUGGAAACAUUCAUGGUAGAGAAUUGUCCAAAGAUGGAAGCAAUAGUCACGGAGAAAGAAAAAGAAACAGGAACCACCAAUAAUGAUAUCAUCGUGUUGUCUGGAUUAACAACUCUUAGACUUUUCGAGUUGGUGAGCCUUAAAAGUUUCUACCACAGGCCUACAAGAUUUGAAGCACAACCCUUGUUCAACCACCAGGUUGCUUUCCCCGUCUUGGAGAAUUUGGUAAUUUCGAAAUUGCCUAACAUAAUAGAGAUAUGGGAGAAGCGAUUACUCAUAGCCUCAGAAAACGAAUCAAAGUCCUGCCGACUGAAAGGUUUGGAGGUUUCUAAUUGUGAGAAAUUGGUUCAUGUGGUUUGGCUCAAUAUGCUCCCACGUCUGCGAAAUCUGAAAAGAUUCAUGGUAGACAAUUGUUGA